GCGGUUUGUCUUUAAAUAAUAGAAUAAUUAUUAAAAAAUUAAAUUUUACCAGGAAUAUAUAUACAUUAUAUCAUUAACAUCAUUUGUUUGUGUUGUUAGUUUGUUUAGAACAUAAUGGAAUGUGAAUACAGCGUUAAAUUCAAUAAUUGGUGUUGAACUGAUUACCUAAUAAGUAAGAUAAUGAAACAGGUAUAAGUCCUAUCCUAUAAUAGCUAUAAUUCCGUUAGAUUAAAUAUAUUCACUGCUAGUCAACCUUUAUUUUUUUAAUACGUGCUAUAAUGGUCCUCAGAAAAGUAUAUACUCUGGUUUUUGUCAGAAAAGAGAACCAAAUAUUGUUAGGUUACAAGAAAAGAGGAUUUGGAAUGAAUAAAUGGAAUGGUUUUGGCGGGAAAGUUGAGCCUAAUGAAUGUAUACUAGAUGCAGCAAUUCGCGAGUUAAACGAAGAAUGUGGGCUUACAGUUGAAACUACUGAUUUAAAGAAUUUGGCACAUCUAGAAUUUACUUUUACAGGCGAACCGGUAAUGAUGGAUUGUAGGGUUUUUUCAACAAACAUAUUUAAUGGAACACCAAUAGAAACUGAGGAAAUGUUACCUAGAUGGUUUCAAAUAGAUCAACUACCUUUUGAUAAUAUGUGGCCUGACGAUCGGAUAUGGUUCCCUUAUAUGUUAAAAAACAAGUUGUUUUAUGGAAAGUUUAAUUUUAAUGGAGUUGAUACUCUAUUAAAUUACAAAAUUAGAGAGUUAGAAUCAAUGGAGGAGUAUUACAAUGAAAAAGGAGAUUAGAACUUAUAUUAUAGCCACAAUAAUAGAUGUUGUUCUCUGUACACACUUACAAGUGAAAAAUAAUAGUAGAUAAUUAGUACGUGGCUGAACAAAAAAAUAUUAAUGUAAGAGACUUAUUAUCACACAUGGGCUCAAAGUAAAUCAUAAUUUUUUUGUACACUGUCAUGUUCAAUAAACAUUAAUUUAAUUAA
Messenger RNA from Leptidea sinapis, 973 nucleotides. RefSeq names its product oxidized purine nucleoside triphosphate hydrolase-like. Bases 279 to 782 code for a protein of 167 amino acids. The record is from RefSeq and is a predicted model, not a curated record. Lineage: Eukaryota; Metazoa; Arthropoda; Insecta; Lepidoptera; Pieridae. The transcript has a single exon. Gene Ontology annotation, biological process: DNA protection. Gene Ontology annotation, molecular function: 8-oxo-7,8-dihydroguanosine triphosphate pyrophosphatase activity.